ACGUAACCUAAUUGAAAAUCAUUGAAUAUAUAAGGCAAGAGUUCGUAAGCCAAAGACAGACAAUUCGCUAACCAUGCAAGUUCUACUCGUCUUUCUAUCUGUGACAUUUGCCCUGUCACAUGGGGCUAAGCUUCCGCUCGGUGGAACCCAAAAUCUUAAUAUCCAGCAACGCAUCUAUGGGGGAGAAAUUGCCCAUAAAGGACAAUUCCCAUACAUUGUUUCGUUGGCCAUCAAAAGGGUGGAUGGAAUGUUUACAUGUGGAGGCUCCAUCAUUGAUAACAACUGGAUUUUGACUGCCGCUCAUUGCACACACAACGCCGAGUGGGUUCAAAUCUUCUAUGGUACAACGGAAGAAUGGAAGAGUCAAAUUAGUAAUGUUGUCAGACCCGAUAACAUUAUUGAGCACGAACUUUACAAUGAUUUCACGCUCUUGAAUGAUAUUGCCCUCAUUCGCACACCUCGUGUGGAGUACUCGGAGUUGGUUAAUAAAGUGUCACUUGCCGAUCGUGAUAAUGACUACGAAGGAGCGUGGGCUGUAGCCAGUGGAUGGGGCGAAAUUGAGAAUAAUUCAAAGCUACAGUUUGUCGGCUUGCAGAUUGACCGAAAGAGUUCGAACACCAUUAUCAGAAGCACAAUUUCGUAUGGCAAAUCCUGCGGCGGUGGUGACUCUGGCGGCCCAUUGGUCACUCGUGAUGAUCCCAAACUUAUUGGUGUUACCUCAAAAGGACAACCAGGUGUUUCCACUUCCUUUACUCGAGUUAGCGCUUAUCUGGACUGGAUUCGUAGUCACACUGGCCUAGAAUAGAUCCAUAUACCCUUAUACAACACACUAAACCCAGUAUAUAGUGAUGUCUAAUUAAUUGCAUGUGAAUAAUUUGUAAUAAAAUGAAAUCGCAAAGUAUGUUGAUGAAGAGCAAAAGUAACUGGUCAUUAUUUGUUCAAAAUUUCAAGCUGAUUAAAUAUUGCUUUGAUUAUUCAGUGCAAGAUAUAAAUACA
Molecule: messenger RNA, 996 nt
Organism: Drosophila albomicans
Lineage: Eukaryota; Metazoa; Arthropoda; Insecta; Diptera; Drosophilidae
Product: serine protease 1-like
Exons: 1
Coding region: 74-805 (243 amino acids)
Biological process (GO): proteolysis
Molecular function (GO): serine-type endopeptidase activity
Source: RefSeq, a predicted model, not a curated record